GAUGUGCUCGCACGUACUCGAGUACAUUCCUUCUGCUCCUUACUUUUCCAUGCCGGCACAGUAAACCCCUUGCUCCCUGGUUCCCGGUUCUUUAGAGUGCUUGCGCUUGGACAGUGUGGGCAUUGCAUCUAUUCGUGCUAGAGUACUCGUAGAGUACCGAACCGGUAUUUGGUUUCGCUUCACCAGAAGGUUUGGAGCAAACCGGGAAGGAGCAAAUCCCCGCUAUCUCCUUUUACGCUUUUGUCCCUCUACUCGUACCGUACUCUCCCCUUCCUCCCUCUUUCUCGCUCACUUUUACCCUUUCUCCCUCUACGAGUGCCGACAAGACAAGGUGACACGGGGGUCACCGAUGUUUAUGGGAUUUGCCAUUCCCGGUCUAGCCCGAUCUAAGCCUACCUUCCAUUAACUCUUUACUUAACCUUCCUAGCUACCGGCACUGCGGUGAUGCUCCAAGGUGUCACACCAGUAUCUGUAUGGUAGGGAUAAGUGGUGAGGUAUAUAUCAAUCCGUCCCCCCGUUCCCGUCCAACCCAUCCCUUCCCCGCAAACACAGAGGACAAGCGGUUUUUUUUUUUGGCUUUUGCGGUUCCGCUUUUCGGUUUUGGUUGGUGUGAAUUGAUCGAAGCUCGAACUGCGUGAGAGAGAGAGAGGGUAGUGUGUGUGUGUGAAAUUGUCACGAGAUGGGCGAAGGGUUGGGACCACUUUUCCUGGUGGUUAUGUAUUCCUUGUUGGUGCUAUCGACGAUAUUUAUGGCGUUGAGGUGCGGUACUGUCCGGGCUCGAUUUGUAGGUUGGGUGAGUCUGGGUUCGUGGAUUGGUGGGCUAACAAGCAGGCUGCGCGGGAUGGUUUCUAGAUUUUACUGUCGAGCGUCUAUUGUCAAGAUGGUUGGACCAGACGAUUGGAUCAUGCUUGCUGCUUUUGUGAGAAUCCUUCUUUUUUGUAGUGGGUUUUUUGGAGGAAAGGUGAUAGCUGACCGGUUGACUGGUUGGUGGAUAGGUGAACGCCUGGGGGCUAGGUUGGUUCAACAUCUACGGACGUAGCAUGUCAGGUCCAGUCCGCGUCUGACAGAAGACAGGUAUAACAAAUCAUUUUCAGAUAAAAUACGGCAUUGGGCAAGUUCUCAAAAUACCUCCCCCCCCCCUACAAUCACCGCUAACAAUCACAUAGGGCCCACGCAGCGGACGCACCGGUACUUCCCCUUCCUCUCGCAAGCCCAUUCCAAUCCUACUGGAAAUACAAACUAAUAACGACCUCAGCCGUACGAUGAGGUCAUCAUCCCAACCCUCAAACUCUGGUACGUCUACCAGCUGCAAUACCUCGUUACUCUGUUCUUGAUCAAAUCAAGCAUUCUCUCCUUCUACCGGCGCAUAUCCCCGGAGAGAGGCUACCAGCUUUCGAUAACGAUCGUCAGUUGCAUUGUCGUGGCCUUCACCGUCGCGAUGUUGUUUGUGAAUGUUUGUUUCCCCCCUUGCUCUACCUGGUUGGAUUCUGGUUUUCUAACACCGGAAUGGAAAAGGUAUUUGAAUGCCCCAAGGACCCCAGCAGAGCAUGGUCGCGAGGUUUCCCGAGUGGCUGCAACGACCUUGUAGCGGUGUACUAUUUCAUGGCGGCCUUCAAUAUCAUCUCGGAUAUCGUUAUCUUGGUUCUGCCGAUGCCGUCGCUGUUGAGAUUGCAGAUCAACAGGAGGAAGAGAGGUUUGCUCUACACGAUCUAUGGAAAAAAAGUUAAUAUACUAACACUUGGAACUUUGAAGUGGCGUUGAUCCUAAUUUUCUCCUGCGGUGCCAUCGUAGUGGUAGCUUCGGCUGUCCGCAUAAGCGCGUUAUAUAAAAACCAAUAUACCAUUAAGACAGGAGGAGAUAUUCCUUGUAGAUAUUCCACCCCCCUCCUUCUUGCGCCCAUACUAACUAUUUUCCUAGACGUAGCAACCUAUGUCCUCCUGUGGUCCCAAGUAGAGGUCAACGUCGGCAUCAUCACCGCCUGCGCCCCUGCCCUGAAGCCCCUCGUCCACUCUGUCCUUCAAGGCACUAGCCACGCAAGGAACGGCUAUGCACAGAAGGCCAUUGGCUACUCGGGAACCGGGCAGAGGAACAAUCAUGCCAUACCCCUGCGUUCUCUAGGGUGUAAGGAAGCCAAUAAGUCACAUGGAAAUACUACUACGGUCGACGCGGGGAGUAGCGAGAGCCAGGAGGAUAUUGUGUUCAAGGGCGACGGGAUUGUCAGGACGGUGGAGGUGAAGGUUGAUAUGGAGGUGGACGGGAGAUCGGAGGAUAGUAUACGACAGCUGGAGUUUGGGCCGCAGCGGGUUUGAGGGGGGGGGGGUAACUUAUGCUUUUUGUUUGGUUGUUAUGCCGUCAUUGGAAGAUUGGAUAUUGUGGUUUUAAUGAGUUGUAAAUAUUAGAUAUCGACUUUCUUUGUCUCGACGGGUUAGUAAUAUAUUAUCACGAU
This is a messenger RNA of Tuber aestivum (summer truffle), 2446 nucleotides long. NCBI's taxonomy places the organism in Eukaryota, Fungi, Ascomycota, Pezizomycetes, Pezizales, Tuberaceae. The record is from the annotation of a GenBank genome assembly.